Ceratina calcarata is the source of this 1307-nucleotide messenger RNA. Its product is annotated as CD63 antigen. The transcript has 5 exons. The record is from RefSeq and is a predicted model, not a curated record. Lineage: Eukaryota; Metazoa; Arthropoda; Insecta; Hymenoptera; Apidae. Gene Ontology annotation, cellular component: plasma membrane. Bases 140 to 1003 code for a protein of 287 amino acids.
GCGCUACGAAUGUUGUCGACGACGACGGUACGCGUACCGCUUUAUCAGUAGAUAAUGUCGUACGUCGAAUCGUGUUUAAGGUGUUUCCACGUUCAGUUUCGUAGUGCACCUGCGUGAAAGAGGAUUCUCGGACACAAAAAUGGCUGCCACACACCUCGACGUCGGUCUCCGUUGCAUCAAGUACCUGCUUUUCGCGGUUAACUCCCUCUUUGUGCUAACGGGGAUUAUGAUAAUAUCUGUUGGCACAACGAUCUAUGCGGUUUACGAGGAUUUCUCUCAUUUUUUGGAUCCCAGUUACUUUUCCCCGGCGACUAUUUUAAUUGUCGUUGGUAUACUGGUCUUUAUAAUUGCUUUUCUGGGAUGUUGUGGAGCUAUUAGAGAAAGUACCUGUAUGGUUCUAGUGUUUGCAGUGUCACUGUCGCUUGUUCUCGUGUUAGAAUUCGCAGCUGCGAUUGCAGCAUACGCUCUUAAAGACGGAAUAAAGGGUCUCCUUGUUGACAAAAUUAACACUACCAUGCACCUCUAUAAACAGAAUGACGAGGCUACAGACGCUAUCGAUUUUCUACAAUCAAGACUCUACUGCUGUGGAUAUAAUGGCCCUCGCGAUUGGGCAGACAUCAUGCCAACAGAAAUGGGUCUACCAGAUUCCUGCAAAAAUUGUAUGAAUAUUGACAUCGUUCAUUUCGGUGCUGAUACUUUCGAAGAUUCCGCAUGCGGACACUAUGAACACGGUUGUAUUAGAAGUCUUUCGAUCAUCAUUAACAGAAGCGCGCUGUAUAUUGGCACAGGUGCAAUCGCGAUUGCUCUCAUUCAGUUAACCGGAAUAAUGUUCGCCUGUAUGUUGGGCCGAGCGAUCAGAAGACAAAAGACGGAAAGGGAAAGGCGUAAAUGGGAGUUGAGACAGAGUUUGGUCGAUGGGUAUCAACCAUUGGGAAAAUCCGAUCCAGUAACAACGUUCCCAGUUGUAUACAUGUCCUCUACCGAACCUUUGAAGAAUCCUUAAAAUUUUUUUCUGUUUCUCGUUCCAACUUUCUAACGAUCGUACUUUUAUUUAUAUGUAAAUAUUAGAGUAACACGAUUCCGUUUCUUAAAGCUGUAGAAACAUUCAGCUCUUGGGAAAAAUAUUAUUUACUUCACCUGUCUCUUCUCCAUUCGAAUUUAAUACUUUGUCUUUCCGAUUUCUUCGAAAAUGUUUAGUUAAGACUUAAGAGAGUUAGGAAAAGGAUGUCAGUAAUCUACGUUAGUAGAAAAUCGUGAUAACAAGUGAUCGUACAGUGGAAAGAGUUUAAUAUAUUUCUACAAUCCUA